Molecule: messenger RNA, 657 nt
Organism: Procambarus clarkii (red swamp crayfish)
Lineage: Eukaryota; Metazoa; Arthropoda; Malacostraca; Decapoda; Cambaridae
Product: THO complex subunit 4-like
Biological process (GO): mRNA export from nucleus
Cellular component (GO): nucleus
Molecular function (GO): mRNA binding
Source: RefSeq, a predicted model, not a curated record
AUGGCAGCUGAUAUUGAUAUGAGCCUGGAAGACUAUAUUAAGACUCGAAUGAAUAUGGUUGGUUCAAGAACAUGUCGAGACCGUUCAGAAGAUCCUCAGAGGAUGUCUGUUUUGAGCACUGUGGUUGUGGCAAGUCAAUGCAAGGAUAUGACAGACAAAGAGCUGUUUGCUGAAUUUGGAACCAUUAUAAAUGCAGCAGUUAACAAUGAUAACUUGGGAAAGUCAUUAGGUACAGCGUAUAUUGUCUUUGCCCGAGAAGCAGAUGCACUUCAAGCUCUCAAGCAGUACAAUGGUUUUCGUUUUCAUGGCCGACCAAUAGGAAUCACCAUGGAUGGCGGAUCAGCUGGUAGUGGCGACAUAAAAGAUCGGCUUGACUACAACAGAGUCUACAGAAGUGGCUAUCGUGGAAAAGACCGCACUGGCUACCGUCUUGGCGAUCGUACUAACAAACGGAGUGCAUACAAAGGCAGAAAAUUCAUUAAUUACAGUAAUAGAGAUGUCGAACGUGGUGGAAAUGGUAGAGGCGAGCGUGAUGUAAGUAGUGACGAACGCUUUGGCUACAUUGACAGCAACCACGAGAGAUGGUUUGGUAGGCGGGGUACCAGGAAUAAGGUAUAUAAUGGCAAUGAUCCGGAUAUUGAGUGUGAUGCCUGGUAA